This is a messenger RNA of Amoebophrya sp. A120, 1450 nucleotides long. The record is from the annotation of a GenBank genome assembly. NCBI's taxonomy places the organism in Eukaryota, Dinophyceae, Syndiniales, Amoebophryaceae.
GUUCGAAGGAGACGACUGUAAAGUGGGUCGUUUGAUCUUCUCUGUAGGAGGUGUAGUUCACAGAAGUUGAGGCCCCACGACUACGGGCAGUGCCGCUCGCUGGGCCCUGGAUGACCUCCGCAGCUUUGAAGGCUUUCCCGUGCAUUCCCCGGACCACCGUUCGCUGAGCAGGACGUUUUUCCGCAUUUUUCAACUACCCCCGGCGGGCACAGCAACGAACGACGGCGAAACUUACCGCCUUCUCCACCGCGCGUGAAAAUCUCCCUCCUGCUUGCGCAGCGCGACAUCGUCACUUUUCGAAGUCUUACCGCUUCUCCUCAGCGACAAAGUUAGAGGUCGCACAGGAAAGCACGGUCGCGACCGCUCGGUUUCUGGCUACUUUGCUUCGGCUCAAGUGACGGCGAGUCUUUGAAAACGGUUCUCGAGAGAAAAAAGUUUCACCAGCCCCUGCUACUACUUGUGCAGCAACGUAGUUACGACCUGCGGAAAACGAUCUGUACGAUGGGUUGCGGUUCUUCGAAAGGCCAGAACGUCGCCCCGGAGCUGACCAUGACUCAGGUAGAGGCCUUCGAGCAAGUGUCUUCCGACGACAGCUUCACGCACAUUGCGGAUCCCAAUAGCGGUGGUGGUGGGGGUAACAAGAGCAGUGCGAGAGCACACCAGCAAGGUCCUGCGUCGUCGUCGAUCGAGAGGAUACAGAAGAACAUCAAGUCAUCUUCAACUACGGGCAGAACAAAAUUAUGAACUUGUAAAUUAAACAAGCAUCGCACCAGAAGUACGAGUAAGAAUUGAAUCGAUUCUUCCGUGUGAAAACGAGCAGAAAUGGAAGAAAAGCUGUCAUGCAGAAAAUGUUUCAAGUGACGUCAAGUGGUGCGAUCCAAUCCUUUUUCCACAGGAUACGAAAGCGGUAGCAAGACUAAUGCGAAUUCCACGCUCGACCCGGUUGAUUCGGAGCACUCCUCAGACCAGCUUUACCAGCAGGAGAAGCGAUACGGAAUCGGGGCCGGGAACAAUGAGGAAGAGGUCAUAGACGUGGUCUACAGUACGGAAGAGGAGGUGCAAGACGUGUCGGAGGGACGGCAUCACCGGGAACUGCUGGGAGGAGGUGCAGCUGGGUUAUCAUCAACAUCCUCAUCUUCGGCAGGAAGUAGAGUUGGUAGUGGUACUAGUACUUCAUCGUUGAAGAUCGGCGGAGGAAAGAAGAUCAAAUCCAAUAUUGUGUUUUCAGACACGAAGAAAACCGCCGGAAAUUUGAUGUUGCAAUAGCGAAGGUUGAAGUGGUUGUGCGAUAAUGAAUGUACUGCUGCCUUAUACCGGUGGUGCAUUUUUCAACUUCACGUUCAUGAGGACGUCGACGUGCAGCAGCACUAGUAUAGCUUCAAUCGCAGAUAGAGAUAGGCGCUGUUGUGUAAUAUGACCGCACAAGGAAAGAACGGUGCGGAACUGCGGC